GAUCAUUGGGUUCCCGUCAAUCAUAUUCCCAUCCUACUCUCAAUCCAUUUUCUCAAAUUCCCACCAUACAGACACAUUCAUCCCGUUUAGACUACAACGGGUAACCUCAUUUCCAGUUGCGUUUCUUCAAAGCGGAAACAGGCCAUGGCCGCCGCCGCCGCUAAUCCCCGCCCGCUCUACUCGGAUUCCAACCCUACCCAGCCCCACCGCUUUGUCUUCUCAGCCGAUUUCCCCCCCAAAAUCUCACUCACUCCUGAUCAGUUCAACUUCUGUUCUGAGGCUCUCAAAUUAUUCUCCGAAAAGCUCCAAACGCCCCUCGAAAUCAUCCGCGAGUUCUCUCUCUUGCAGGCAAAUAGGGUUACAUCUUCGGAGAAGAUGAGGAGAUGCACAGUUGGUCUUAACGGUGUCAAUAUGGAAAAGAAUAGAUACACCGAUGUCGUACCAUUUGACGCUAAUAGGGUAGUUCUUAAUUCAUGUAAAGAUUACAGACCAGCUUCAAUGGGUUAUAUCAAUGCUAGCUUUAUCACGACUUCUUCUUCGGGAAACAUCUCUCAGUUUAUAGCCACACAAGGUCCCUUGCCUCACACUUAUGAGGAUUUCUGGGAGAUGGUUAUCCAAUGUCAUUGCCCUGUCAUUGUGAUGCUUACUCGUUUGGUUGACAAUUAUAAGAUGUUAAAAUGUGGAGAUUAUUUUCAAGCAGAAGAUGGUCCCAAACAAUUUGGCAAUAUCUGUAUUGAUACUAAAUGGAUACAAGCGACAAAAACGUCAUUAUUGCUACGCAACUUGGAAGUAAAUUAUAAAGAGUCAAAAGAUCCACCACUAUCUGUUUUGCACAUUCAGUAUCCUGAUUGGCCUGACCAUGGAGUUCCCACUGACGCACUUGCUGUCCGUGAAAUCUUGAAAAGACUAUUACAAGUACCAGUAAAUAUUGGUCCAAUAUUGGUGCAUUGCAGUGCAGGUAUCGGGAGAACUGGAACAUACUGUGCAAUUCAUAACACUGUCCAGAGAAUCCUCAUUGGGGACAUGUCUGCGCUAGACCUUGCUAAUACCUUAUCUAUAUUCAGGUCCCAGCGCAUUGGAAUGGUUCAAACCAUGGAUCAAUAUUUUUUCUGCUACAAAGCUAUUGUUGAUGAAUUGAUGGACCUCAUCUCAGACUUCAGCGGUGAACACAAUUCAAAAUGCUAGAUGUCCCAACGAAAGCUGAUUCCGGGUAAGACUUCUAGAAAUUAGAUAUUUGCUUAUUUCUCAAUGGUUGGAGAACCGCAUAUUCAAUGAUGUUUCUUGCAUAUCUUUGCUCCUAAAGUAUCAAGGGGUUGACACGGCAAUACUGGAAAUAAAUAGCAUUGCUAAUCAGUUGACUUUAUUUUCACUGUUGCUGAAGUUGGUAUAAAAAUUAGGAAUAUGAACAAAAUUAAACUGUUUACCCAUUCCUCACCCAGAUUGUACUUGGUUCUGAACCACCGAAAAGAACAAGAUGUACUUCAGAACUGGUCUUUUUCACGAGCACUGAAUUAUGUUAAAUGUGAUUUGUGGUCUACGUUUCAGCAGCUGCCCACAAUGUUAGAGAAACUACAGGUAGUAUUUUUUCUUUGAA
Messenger RNA from Hibiscus syriacus, 1594 nucleotides. Its product is annotated as protein-tyrosine-phosphatase PTP1-like. NCBI's taxonomy places the organism in Eukaryota, Viridiplantae, Streptophyta, Magnoliopsida, Malvales, Malvaceae. Gene Ontology annotation, biological process: protein dephosphorylation. The record is from RefSeq and is a predicted model, not a curated record. Gene Ontology annotation, molecular function: protein tyrosine phosphatase activity. Bases 145 to 1185 code for a protein of 346 amino acids. The transcript has 9 exons.